Messenger RNA from Rotaria sp. Silwood1, 837 nucleotides. Lineage: Eukaryota; Metazoa; Rotifera; Eurotatoria; Philodinida; Philodinidae. The record is from the annotation of a GenBank genome assembly.
AUGGAUGGUGAUAUUACAGGAGCACUUAAUUUCUUUAGUCACACAAUCGAUGGUUCUCCUCCAUGGAUGGAUGGGAACCCUAAAUUGGGCUGGCUAAGCUCGAAUUUUGCACAAACACCAGUACGAAUUACCAUUCACGAUCUGCGAGGUAAAGAGAACAUUAUCGAUCUCGACACUAAUGGCUUUGAAAUACUCAAAUAUGAUGGUGAUAUACAUGAUGAAUUCAAUGAUAAUAGUGAAACCCAACAACAUUAUUAUGAAGAAAUUACUAGCGUGUUGAAAAAGCGUUUAGGUGCCUCUCGUGUAAUCAUCUACAAUCACAUAACACGUUAUCGAGGACCACCACGUCCGGUCGAUCAAUGCGAUUUGUACCACAGGAAUCCUGUCUUCUAUCCACAUGUAGAUUAUGAUCCACCUGCUGCUCACUUUAAAGUCAAACAAAUGCUUGGCGAAGAAGUGGCUACCAGAGUAAUGCAAAAGCGUUGUCAAAUUAUCAAUGUUUGGCGUCCAUUGGGUCCUAAUCCUAUAAUGAAUACUCCAUUAACCAUUUGUGAUUAUCGUUCAUUAGAUCUUGACAAUGAUCUUCAUGUAUCAGAAAUUCGCAAUUCCCUAGUUACUAUUGCACUCUACAUUAUCUCGCAUAAUAGCCAAGAUGCUCAAAAGUGGUAUUAUUUAAGUAACAUGCGAUCGAAUGAAAUGUUUGUCUUCAAAAUAUUCGAUAGCAAACCCGAUGUUGCUCAAUUCGGUGCUCACACAGCGUUUAUCAAUGAGUCUGUGCUUUCGACGAACAUCCAACAAUGUAGUAUUGAAGUUCGUUGUCUCGUCCUUUAUGAUUAA